Cimex lectularius (bed bug) is the source of this 1217-nucleotide messenger RNA. Its product is annotated as RCC1 and BTB domain-containing protein 1-like. The transcript has 2 exons. The record is from RefSeq and is a predicted model, not a curated record. NCBI's taxonomy places the organism in Eukaryota, Metazoa, Arthropoda, Insecta, Hemiptera, Cimicidae. Bases 93 to 1202 code for a protein of 369 amino acids.
AUGAAAAUCAAUAGAUAAUUUGUUACAUUAUAAAUAUCAUUUAAUCCAUUUAGCGGUCUUAAACCACAUCGUACAUACUCGAUCUGCUAAAAAUGCAUCGUCUGACAGCUCCUAAGACAUUAUGGGCAUGGGGAAAUAAUAAUUUUGGACAACUCGGACUCGAUUCUGAGGAGCCGUACUUUUCAGUGCCCGAGCAGGUGGAUCUCAAAAGUUUAGAUCUCAAAGCAGAUGAAAUUAAGGGAAUCUACACCGGGACGUAUAACACAUUCAUGGUGCUCAAAAAUGGAAUUGUCUAUGGUACAGGAUUGAACAACGUGGCCCAAUUGGGAGCGAAUCCUUUGAUAGUGAGGAAAUUCACCCUGCUAGAUAACUUAGACGAUUAUUGCAUCCGUGAUAUGGCAGUAGGCUAUGAAGUGAUUUAUGCGAUUACAGAUAAUGGAACACUUAUAGGUUGGGGUUCCAAUGCUCUGGGCAAGCUUUCACUUGACCCAAAUAAGUUUCUCACAUGCAGAAUACCAGUUGAAAUCUAUGAUGAUGUCAAGAAAAUAGCUGUUGGAAAUAACUUUGUCAUCAUUCUUACUAAUGAAGGAGAGGUGCUGACAUUUGGUGAUGGAAGAAUGGGCCAACUUGGUCGAGAAUGUAGUGAAAAAUUUUGGAAAGUAAAACCGAUGCAAUUCGACAUGCCUGUGAGAUCAAUCACUUGUGGGCAAUUCCAUGGUCUUCUUAUAACAGAAAACAACAGAAUAUUUACAUGGGGAUCAAACAAUUGGGGGCAGCUUGGAAUCGAACCGGAUAAAAUAAUGAACCCACUGCCUGUGGAACUGACAUUUCCAGUUCCAAUCGACAGGAAAACAAAAAUCCGAUGCGGCUGGCGACAUUCAGCAGUGUUUUUCAGUAAAGGCCAAAUAUUUCAGUGGGGCGACAACAACCAGAAGCAAUUCGUAAGUGGCACGGGGUUGGAAUAUUUUCCGUUUCAGUUCAGAGAAGAAUUCAUUGUGAACAAGGUUGCCAUAGGAUUUGCUCAUACUCUUGUCAUAAUUGAAAAAGGUAUUAUCAUGGCAUGGGGUGACAAUACUUCAGGGAGUUGCGGCAUCGGAACGAUAACAAAUUUAACUCUUCCUCUCAAAUAUAGAACAGGUGUCAAAACUGCUGCGAUAAGAAUUUUUGCUGGUUACAAACAAUCUUUCGCUUUGGCAUUAUAAAUCAGAUAAUUUGAU